Notothenia coriiceps (black rockcod) is the source of this 2048-nucleotide messenger RNA. RefSeq names its product mitogen-activated protein kinase kinase kinase 5-like. Bases 73 to 969 code for a protein of 298 amino acids. Lineage: Eukaryota; Metazoa; Chordata; Actinopteri; Perciformes; Nototheniidae. The record is from RefSeq and is a predicted model, not a curated record. The transcript has 7 exons.
ACAAGAAACAAAUAUCUUUAAAAAACUCAAAUCCCUACGCCUCUGUUCCCACCCCUGCAGGCCUCUGAGGGGAUGAAGCUGAAGUCGCAGCACAUCUCCACCCUCGUGGUCAGUCUGGCCGACUUUGUUCGCAUGGCGGACAGGAAGAUAAUCGCCAACGCGUUGUCUCAACUCAAGCUGGAGCUAGACUUUGACAGCACGGCCAUCAGUCAGCUGCAGAUCGUGCUGUUUAGCUUCCAGGACGCUGUAAACAAAGUGCUGCGAAACCACAACAUCAAGCCUCACUGGAUGUUCGCUCUGGACAACAUCAUCCGGAAAGCUGUGCAGACGGCCAUCACCAUCCUGGUGCCAGAGCUGAGGCCUCACUUCAGCCUGGCCUCAGAGAGCGACCCGGCGGAGCACGAGGACGUGGACGACGACAUGGAGCCGGAGAGGACCUCCACGCACCACAGCCGGACGCCUACGGUCGCUCUGGACGAAGCGGUGGUGACCUCCGGGGUCAGCACGCUCAGCUCCACCGUCUCUCACGAGUCCCACAAUGCACAGCGCUCUGUGAGCAUGGAGCUGGGCCGCAUGAAGCUGGAGACCAACAGGCUGAUGGAGCAGCUGCUGGAGAAGGAGAGGGAGUAUCAGGCCAUCCUGCAACAAGUCCUGGAGGAGAGAGAGCAGGAGAUCAGACUGCUGAGGCUGCGGUCUGACCCCCCCACAGACGUCCCGACAUCAUCAGGUGACCCCGAGGAGGAGAGGAGUCUGCCAGCAGUGAGACAUGAAGACUCAGAGGUGUCCAGCUGGCUGAGGCUCUACGGCGCCGACCAGGACUCCAUCGACAGAAUACUGAACGAAGAGUACACGCUGAACGACAUCCUCCACGAAGUAACAAGAGAUGAUCUGAAGAGUUUAAGUCUGAGAGGCGGGAUCCUGUGUAAACUAUGGAAGGCCAUCACAGACUACAGGCAGCAGCCAACCUGAGGCCUUAAGUGUUGACGACCACCUCCACCCCAAAAACUCAGUAUUCUCCUCUUUACCUCAGUAUUUAUAAGAGCAAGACUUUUAGGAGAAGAACCUGUGUUUGCCGUGUGCACAAAGCAGCUUUCCACUCGCACAAGGAACUCUUUAACUGGUCUCUGCUGAGUAUUUUGAUAGCUUUGGAAAACAAGGAUUUGGGGAAAAAAGGUCACUUUGAAAGCAACAAUUACUAAGAAGUGCCAUAAAUUGUGCUUUGCCUGAUGGAAAACACAGCGUUUUGUUACAGGUGUGUAAAAAAUGAGAAAAUCUUAACUAUAAAAACAUUUUCUCCUGUCUUUACAAGAUGUAACGUUUACAAAACUGGAGACUGACCGUUUUCUAACACAAGCCUGAGAUACAAAAUACUACAUUCAAAAUCAUCUGGGCUAAUGUUUUUAUCAUAGUCAUAUCAUCACUACUUUUAUUUAAAUGUAUUUUUAAUUUAAUUGUUUUGGUAAUCUGAAGGAUGUCAGUGCAUGCCCUUAUCUUAUUUUUUAAUUGUAUCCAUACUGAGACUUUUUAUUUAAAAAAUAGUUUUUUCACAUUUUCUUUUUAUAAAACAAAUCUACAUUUGUAUUUUCCCGGAACAUGUAAAUAUUGUGUUAAAUAAUUAAAUGUUAACAACAUAUAUGUACUUAAAAACCACAUUGAUAGUUUAAUUGCCAUGUAAAUUGGACAGAGUCUAUUAUGAACACAUCAAAUAAUUGUAUAGUAUUGUAUUUUUUGUGUAACGAAUAAUAGGAGAUAUUAUUCAGUUUGUAAGUAAUAUAACAUCAAAUGAUCUGAUCUGUUUAAUUGUCGUACACUGACACACUUGUGUUUAUCUUGCGUGUGUAUGACCAUUCAGUCAAAUAUCUGAAAUUCAGGCAAAAAAAUCAGAUGAUAGAGCCUUGCCUUGUUUUCUUUCUUUUUUUUAAACUUGAUGUCAGAAAAGGGGAACAUAAUCAUGAGCAGUGUGUCCGUGUUGUUUCAUAUCUAAAAAUAUUCAAGAUUUUUGUGUCAUACUGUAAAAAAUAAAACUUUUCAUCAUUGAAACUGUGAAA